Molecule: messenger RNA, 4114 nt
Organism: Blepharisma stoltei
Lineage: Eukaryota; Ciliophora; Heterotrichea; Heterotrichida; Blepharismidae
Source: the annotation of a GenBank genome assembly
AUGUUUUCAAUAAAUCUUAAAUUCCCAUCUUUAAUUAAUUAUAUGAGUAAACCUAAAGACAGCCUUACAGCCCACCUAGAAAAAUCAACAAUUUCCAAUAUAAUCCAAACAGCAAGAGCUUCAUUAAAAGACCCUUCAAGGCCUUAUACCCCUGCUGAGUCAGUUAGAACUCUUUUUACUAAUGAUGGGACAUCAAGACCAAACUCAAGCUAUUCUUUGAAAGCUAUGGCUGCCGAUAUUGCUCCAAAAAGAACUGCAAGACAAAAUAACUAUGAGCCACUCCCACAGCCUACAAGGAGAAACAUUUCAAGUGGCGGGUCUAAAAAAAGCACGAGGGAGCCUGUGAAAACAAUUCAAGAAGACACUUUUAAUGUUGACGAGACAAAUAUGAAACAUCUGCUUGACGAGAGGCCAGAUCUAAAAGAAAUUUAUGAAGAAAAUAAAGAAGAAAAGAGCGACUUAUUAAGCGAAAUAAAAGAAAUUAUAGGAAAUUGCUUUUUAAGCGAAUUUAGGGUGUAAAUCAUUUUUAAGCAAAAAAUUUUUUAAAAUAAAGAAAUUACAAGCAUUCUUGAAAAAAUGCAUCAGCACCCAGAAGUCCGAACUUUAUAUGAAAAUGAUGACAUUGAAGCUUUAACUGUAAGAAUCACUGAGUCUUUAAACUCCCUCCGCUUUGCUACCAAAAAGCCUAAAUGAGCCCAGCCACAAGUAAUUUUAAAGCUUUUAGGGCUUGCUUUAGAAAGAUUUGAGAAUGAAAUCAGGAAACUUCUAAAGCUUGAAAGGUGCUUAUUGCAAAAUUUAGUUGACCACGAUUUAUUGUACAAAAAAAAAGAAAGCGGGCUAGUAGGGACUUCCAUAGCAACUGCUGCUGUUAAAUUGCUUUAUCAAUAUUCUAAAAAUAACCAAAAUGAUGCAAUUUUUGUGGAGGAAGGCUUGCUAAAUACACUCCAUGCAGCGGUUACAAAAGUGGUUUCUAAUGAAGACAGCGUCCCACACGAUAUCAUGCUUUUUGUGCUUGGGAUUGUUAAAAAUCUGACCUCUAAUGCCAAAAUCCAAGAAUUGGCUGGGAAAAUUAAUUUUAUUGCGCCUUUAGCGUCAAUGCUGCCUUGUCUGUAUCUAGAUGAUGAUAUUCCAGAGUAAAAUUUAUAUAGCAACCCUAAACAAGUCCAUUUGUUAAUACAAAUUACAGGGAUUUUAAGAAAUUUAGCAUUAGAAAAAACAAGCUACCAAAAUAUUUUGCUAUUCCACGUAAUUGAAAAAAUUGCGAAAAUAAUGCAAAUUCAUAUAAAUUCUCAAGAAUUAAUAUCAAAUUCGUUAAGGGCGCUCAGCAAAUUAUCAGUUCAGCAAAAAGUGUGUAGCAUUUUGCAAGAAAAUGAUGAAAAUUUAGUAACUAUUGUAAAAGCCAUAGAAAAAUACAGAGAAAAUUUGCCAAUUAUAAUAAGAGGCUGCUUUGUGUUAGCAAAUAUAACGAUGACCCCCCUCAAUCUUCAUGUCUAUUGCAACAAAAAUGCAAUUUUUUAAUAUAUAAAAUUUUAUAUAAAAAAAAUAAAUAAUUUUCAUGUCUCUUGCAACAAAUUAUAUACAUUAAAAUGGCGACACGUAUCAAUCUGCCCUCUUGGCGCAGCAGUCCAGACCUUAUGGCUACAGCGAACUGGGACGGACUCCGAGCCGAGAAUCAGACGCAGGCUCAAGAAGUGCGUAUCCGGGUAGGUUUUUGGCUGCUCUCCUGUGUUUGGAAAUGGAGGUGCUCAACAACGUCCUUGGAUCCAAGGACCCAUGGGUAUUCUUCUAACGAGAAAACUGGGGGUUUCAGCCCAGGCCACAGGGGAACAGUCUUUUUUCCUGUAGCUGUCGAAGAAAGGCACUUUGAUACCCAAUAGACUACAAGAGCUGAUCCUUGGAAUCAAGUUACUCCAAUCGCCCGUAGCAGGGCCGCAGAAAUCAAUAAGCUGCCCACUCAAGACUGAACUCCCAAGGCAAUGAGGAGACAGAAGGUACCGGAAGGGCACUCGUAAGAGGGAUAGAUCCUAUGGACUGGAGUCGAAAAGCAGUAGAACCUUCCGUACGGGAGGUCUUUAAUGACUGCGUCAUUAAUAUGGCUAGCGCCUGUCUGUAAUAAUCCUAAUCCUCUUGCAACAAAUUUUCGAUGCGCAUCUUAAAAUUUUCCGUACUUUUUAGCUAGUUAAGUUUAAUAAAAUGGCGAGCGAUGGCAAUAGCCGUCCAAAUCUCGAUGAGAAGGUCAUUGACACACCUACAGUAGCUCUGUUUUAUGGUUUUUUUGAGAAACUCACCUAGAGAAAAUGCAUUAAUUUUUUUUUAUAAAAAUUUUGUGUUGCAGUAGGCAUGAAGAUUUUUUCGAAAAAUUUUUGUUGCAGUAGAUAUGAAGAUUGAGGGGGGGGGUCAUCGUUAGUAACAAAUUUCGAAAAAGCCAGAAAAGUAAUAGCAUAUAGUAUUAAUUUGAUACUAGAAAUUGCAAUACAAAAGAAUCUUGGUGAUAUGAGGCCAGAUUGUAUAGACUCAUUAGUCAAAGGUGUAAGGCUAAUAGCUAAUAUUAUCACUGAUAAAGAUGCUGGAAAAGACCUUACACAAGCAGAUAACAUCGGAAAAUGCUUAUUUACUAUAUUAAAUUCUUAUAAUUAUACAGACCAUGAAGAGCUUAUUCUCAAUACAAUCGCUUGUGCUACAAAUUUGCUAUUUUAUGACCAGCCUCAGUCUCCCUUUAUUUCUGAAGAUACACGUACACUUAUUCUCUCUAAGGUUGCCCCUUUGAUGGUGCAAACUCUAAAUGCAGAAAUAACCCUUGAGGCUGUCAGAGCAUUAGGGAAUUUAACUAGGCACGAAUCUGUCUGUAAAGAGCUGAAUAUAUUUUUUCCAUUAAAUUUAUCAAUUUUUUAAUUUUUUAAAAAAAAAAUAAAAAAUCAAUUAAUUUAGCAUAAUCUGCAAAUAAUUGAUAUUUUAAUGCUCUUAAUGGACCAUUCUGAUGAUAAUGUAGUUUACUACACCUUAGGCUCUCUCAUUAAUAUUUCUUCAGUUGCCAAACAACUAUUAUACUCUGAAGCGUUUUUUGAAAAAGCUGGGAUGCAGCUAGAAGCUAUGGCUUUAUCAGAGCCAGAAUUUUCUACUCAGAUUUGCAUGAUUUUAAAUAAUUUGUGUGUGGUUUCAAGAGGGAUGGUGCCUUGAGAAAGUGUGGCUGGAGAAGAUAACGUAAAAAGAAUAGCUGGAAUAAUCAGAGAGCUGAAAAUGGCUUGUGAUCAAUUAAUUGCGAAUGGAGAGGAGCUGCAAGACUUGCAGAGCAUGCUGGAGCCGCUGCAAGAAAUGAUGCCAAAGCCGUUUAUUCCUUGUUCUUACCCAGGAUGUGGAAGAAAAUUCCCGAAUCAAAUCAAAUGUUAGUUAUUUCUAUUAUUAUCCACUACGAUUUUGCCAUCGCGCCAUCUUCCUCCAGCCCGCCAAAUAGUGGCCACCUUGACCUUGCUUCAUGAUGAGGACUCCAGUCUUGAGGUUUGGGCUUUGACAACUCUUCUUUGAUUUUGGCUACCUGCUUAGAUCUGUCAGGCGCCCUAAAGGUCCUAGUCUCCACCUGGGUUAAGUUGCAUCCUUCUGGAAAAUUCAAUUUCCUAAGGCCAGGAGUCCUGUAGGAAAAACACCCAGCUCUUGCUUCCCUGACAUAGCUGAGAUAAUUUAUUUUAUUUUUAAUUUGAUUAUCACCUAUGCAUUUAAGGUCAACUUUCUCUUUUUCUCAAAGUCUCUUUCUUUAUAUCAAACAACUGCACCAAAUACUUCUUUAUUAUGUAUUGCAAUAAUUUUCUUAUCAUGCAUAUGCAUGUCAUUUCGAAUUUGGUACGUGAAAACCAAAUAUGCGUUUCAAAACGCAGAUUUUAGUGCGGCAAAUUCAUAAUUUGAAAUUUCAUAUGAAAAUGGCGCUUAUAGCAUCCAUAAGAAAUUUUAUCAACGGAUUAUAUCAAUUCACCCAGCAAUCUCUCUCUUUAAAACUCCUAUCAACAAUCGUUUCAUCUAAUUUUUCUGACAUAUCUGAAAUAAUUUCACCAACCUCAUAAUUGAAUUCCCGAACCAGGAAUUGCUCCAAGACCAUUGGCGAAGAAGACAUGAAGAUGAAUAA